AUGAUUAUUGUAUAUGGUCGUCCAACUAUUGCACAUUCAUUUCAAUUUAGCAAAUGGAAGGCAUUUAUGAGAGAACGUAAAUUAUGCUAUCAUCUUACGAGAUGUACUUGUCAACAGCUUACUUUCGAGAAUAUUAUACAUAAUUUUACACAGCAAACUACAGUUGCAAAAAAUAUUAAUAAUAUUGAACACAACCAACAAUCGAUAACUAGAAAAAGCUCGGAAAGAAGUACAAGAUCAGAGAUCAUCGAAUUUCUCGUAAAAUAUGGCUUAUCAUAUAGCUUAACUCCAUAUUUGGGUGAUAUUCGUACGAAAUGUUUACAUUGCAAUUCAUUGGAUACAGCAUGCAUUUCAUUUCGUGACACUAGCAUAUUAUGCACUACAUGUGGUAAUACAACUACAUUUGAUAUUUACAAGAAUUUAUUAUUAAAAGAUAUUAAACAAGAGCCAGUAAAAGAGAUCAAAUCAUCACUUAUACUACAUCCAUUACUACAAAAAGAUCCAAAAGAAGGUAUCUGGAAAUACGUUACAACAUUACAAGUACCAAAAAACGAUAAAUUUAUUACUGUUAAAGAAGAACGUAAAAAAGGCAAUCAUUUGCCUACAAUGGAUGAUCUAGAUUCAGACCUAUAUGAUCGAGUAAGUUAUUUGGAUCUUAUAUCACAAUAUGAAGAACGUGAACGUCAAAGAAAAAUGAAAGAAGCGGAAAAUUUUCGUCUUUUACGUGAACAAGCUGAUAAGAUAUCACCACGUGUAUUUGAAGACGAUAAUAAUCCAAAGCAUUCUUCCGAUGCUGUAGCUGCUUCAUUAAAUAUGUCAUCUGAUCCAACUCUUCGAUUGAUAUGGAUGGAUGCUAUAGAUUUGCGUGAUUUACAAGAUCAUUCUGAGCAAAGUGAAUUUCUAGUGCUAAGAAGACUUCUUGGCAUUGAUCGUAUAUCAUAUGAUACCCUUUCACGAUAUCAUAUUAAAGGACAUUUGGAUAAUUUUAUGAGAGCUGGAUUGUGUUAUCCAAGAUAUCGAGGACCUAGUAGUCGAGUACGUUUACCGGCAGGAUUAAAAGUUAUUCGAAAAGUUGGUACUGAUUGUUUGGAGAAAGAAAAUUAUCCUGGUUCAGAUAGUGAAGGAAAAUUACCAUUUUCGGGAAUUUUUGGUUAUCAUUUGGUUACGGCAUCAGAUCGACGUAUUGUGCUAACCACAAAUGAACGUGAUGCAUUAGCAGUAUUUGAAGCUACCGGUGGAAUGCUAUGUAUAGCAUUACCAAAAGGUGAACAAUUGGAUACAAGUGUACUUCCAUAUUUGGAAGAUUUCGAUAUGGUUUAUCUUUGGUUUCCUUAUGUUCAGGAAAAAUAUGCAAAAGAUUAUGCAUCAUUAUUGAAUGCUAAUCGUUGUUUUAUUGUUGACAAUCAUGAACGUCCAAUUGAAUUGUUACGUUCGGAUCGUAGACGUGAAAUUAAUAAAGCAAUUCGAGAUGAAUCGAUUCGUUUACGUGGCAAAGGAUUUCGAUCAUUAAUUGAUGUACGAAGUGAAUUGAAAUCUGAGCUAAUUAAGGAUCAGAUGAAGAUGAAUGGUGUUGCGCAGUGGAAACGAUUUGAUUUGUUGAAUCGAUUUAUGCGCGGAUUUCGACCUGGUGAGAUGACCGUUAUAACAGGAGGUACUGGUUUUGGCAAAACAACAUUUCUUUGCGAAUAUGCUCUUGAUCUUCUUGUUCAAGGAGUUCGUACUCUAUUCUGCAGUUUUGAAAUGCCGGAUGAAAAAAUUCUGAAAUGGAUGCUCGUACAAUUUGCAGCAUUACCAUUGUAUAAAGUAGAACAUCAUCCAGCUGUUGAAUUAUGGAUUGAUCGUUUUGAACGAACAAAAGGCGAAUUAAUCAUUAUGAAAGCAGAUGAAUUCCGAAAUCGUUCUGUUAGCCAAAUUGCUAAUGCAAUAAGAAAUCAAGUGAUAGCAGGUGAAAUUGAACAUGUUGUCAUUGAUAAUUUGCAAUUUCUAGUAGGUCUUGCAAUUCUAAACGAUGAAACAGCAAAUUCAUUUGAACGAUUUCAUCAACAAGAUCGUUUUAUUGGUUUGAUGCGAAGUAUUGCUACUGAUUGUAUGACACAUAUCACAAUGGUAGUUCAUCCUCGAAAAACUAACGGUGGCGAAGAUCUUGAUGUACAUCAUUUUGGAGGUUCAGGACGAGUUACACAAGAAGCAGAUAAUGUUUUUGCAAUACAACGACGACGAGAUGAAGCAGAUCGACGUAGAUUUCGCAAAUUUUUAUAUAUUCUAAAAAAUCGUUAUGGUCAGAGAAAAGUUGAGGAUGAUAUGAUUGAGAUGAUUUUUCAACCGGCAACAUAUACACAUACAUUGAUUGAUCUAUCAUCAACAGGUCCAACGAGUUCAUCCUCAAAGUGA
Messenger RNA from Brugia malayi, 2391 nucleotides. RefSeq lists its product as uncharacterized. Gene Ontology annotation, biological process: mitochondrial DNA replication. The transcript has 20 exons. Bases 1 to 2391 code for a protein of 796 amino acids. Gene Ontology annotation, molecular function: ATP binding; 5'-3' DNA helicase activity; single-stranded DNA binding. The record is from RefSeq and is a predicted model, not a curated record. Gene Ontology annotation, cellular component: mitochondrion. Lineage: Eukaryota; Metazoa; Nematoda; Chromadorea; Rhabditida; Onchocercidae.